This is a messenger RNA of Nematocida major, 405 nucleotides long. Its product is annotated as large subunit ribosomal protein L14e. The transcript has a single exon. NCBI's taxonomy places the organism in Eukaryota, Fungi, Microsporidia. Bases 1 to 405 code for a protein of 134 amino acids. The record is from RefSeq and is a predicted model, not a curated record.
AUGAGAGACUGCAUAGAGAAAGGAAGAGUAGUAGAGUUCAAGUGCAAAAGAAAGGCAACCCAAAUCGGGGUUAUAGUGGACUUUGUGACCCAAAACUGCUUUGUAGUGCAAAUAGUGUGUGCUAAGACGGGGAAAGCCCUCGAAAGAGAGAAAAUAACGAAGAAGCACAUUCUUCUGACAGAGAACGUAAUUGCGUACGAAGACUCCGAGGAGGAGAGAGGGCCUGCUUUUAUUGCCUCGAUUGAAGCCAACAUAAAAGACGCUGUUUUGCAGAAGCAGAAGUCGCAGGAGUACGUAAAAACAGUCGAGUCCGAGCAGAGGAGGGAGAUGAACGACUUCGAGAGAUUCAUGAAGGAGCAGGAAGACCUUGCGAGGGAGAAGAUACUCAUUGCCCACGGAUUCUAA